This is a messenger RNA of Lolium rigidum, 1432 nucleotides long. RefSeq names its product pentatricopeptide repeat-containing protein At2g38420, mitochondrial-like. The transcript has a single exon. Gene Ontology annotation, molecular function: protein binding. Lineage: Eukaryota; Viridiplantae; Streptophyta; Magnoliopsida; Poales; Poaceae. Bases 413 to 1432 code for a protein of 339 amino acids. The record is from RefSeq and is a predicted model, not a curated record.
UGUUACAGUUCCCGUUUGGUUCAGCCGAAGCAGCUGUAUGUGCCAUUUAGUUCAAUUCAACAAUUGGCAUUUAGUUCAGUUUCAGUUCAGUUAACAACCGUGAAUUGGUGACAGAUCCUGCGCUCAUGUCUGCCUGCACUUUGCAAAUUUUGGCACUGCUGUUUGUGCUCAGUGACUCAGUUCCGGACUCAGUCACAGAGGAGAGGCAACGGCCGAGCUUCGAGUUCUGUUCGAUUUGGUUUGUACUAUACAUAGAGGAGAAAUGGAGAAUGGUAUGGUGCAGUACUUGUUGCCUGCAGCUGAAAAAACUGAAUAGACGUUUUGCCAAUGCAUUGAGUGACUAACGACGACCCUGUAGAUCUUGUGGUUUUCUUACCAGGGUUGCUUCCAUUUUGCACCAGACGGCGGCAAGAUGAGCUGCUCGCCGCCGCCAGAGCCUGAUCACCACCACCGCCUCCUCGCCACCCUCGCGCGCCACGGCCGCCUCGCCGCGGCGGCCACACUCUUCUCCACCGUCGUCCGUACGACGCGCGCGCUCAACACCAUCCUCGCCGCCGUCUGCUCCGCACCGUCGCUCCUCCGCGUUGCCCCCUCCGUGCUCCUCCUCGCCGCCCCCACCGCCGCCCCCGACGCCUCCACCUUCCGCGUGCUCGCCUCCGCGCUCUGCCGCGCCCGCCGCCCCUCCGCCGCCGCCGACCUCCUGCGCUGCAUGCCCCCGCUCCUCCUCGACCCGGACUCGCCGCUGUGCCGCGCCGUGCUCUCCUCCCUCUGCCGGUGCGCGCCGGCCCGGGACGCGGCGGCGUUCCUGGACGACAUGCGCCGGUGGGGCGUGUCCCCCAGCGGCCUCGACCACCGCGCCGUCCUCCGCGCGCUCCUGCGGGACGGGAUGCUCGCGGAGGCGUACGGGGCCGUCAGGGAGAAGAUGGGCUCCGACGGCGUGGCCCCGGGUGUGGCCGACUUCGAGCUGGUGCUGCGCGCCUUCAGCGAGCGCGGGCAGUUCGACGCCGUCGACGAGGCGUUCGACGAAAUGCUCCUGCGCGGGCUCGUGCCGGGCGUCGCGGUGUACAACGUCUACGUCGCCGCGCUGUGCAGGAAAGGGGACCUGCCGGGCGCCCGCCUGAUGGUGGGCUGCAUGGAGCGCGCCGGGUGCCCGCCGGACGUCAGGACGUUCGGCGUCGUGGUCGCCGGCUGCGUGUCCGCCGGGGACGCGGCCGCGGCCAGGGACGUGGCGUCGGAGGCGGUGCGGCGCGGCCUGCGGUGGGACGCGCCGGCGUUGGCGGAGCUGGUCGGCCUGCUCCGUGCGGACGGACACGUCGCGGACGCGCACGGGCUGCUGCUGGAGGUGUUCCUGCACGGCGGGUGCACUGGAGUGGACGCCUCGGCGUUCGGGCAGAUGAUAUGUGCCAGCGAAGACUGCUCGCCGAGCUUGUAG